UUUCGCUGCUCUAUAUAUAACUUAUGUCGGUACCAAGACUACCAAUUCAGUGUCAGUUGAUCUUUGACCGUGACGGUGAUACGUUUGGUUUAUUAGUUUUAGAUCCGCAACAAUGUUGUGGUUUAACCUCCUACUGCUUUUUGCAGUCGUGAUUACUAGUGGCGAUAGUUACAAAAUCUUAACCCUUUUUCACAUACCUAUCAAAAGUCAUCACAUUCUAGCCUCAAAACUUGUCAAGGAAUUGGCGAGAAAAGGGCACGAAGUUACGUUCGUCACACCGUUUCCAGAAAAAACACAGGAAAAGAAUGUUAAAGAGAUUUCUUUGGAGGGAUUACAAGCCCUUUUUCCACCCGGCACCACCUGCACAUCCGAGUUCAAAAAAGAAGACACGUCCCUGCUCCAGAAAGCUAUUUUCGUAGACAAAAUCCAGUACAACUUUACUAAGUACUUACUCUCGCAUGACAAGAUUCACGAUUUGUUAAAAACCCAAGAACACUAUGACGCUGUUUUAUUGUAUUAUUACUUAAACGACGCAAUGCUUGCACUAGCACACCAUUUCAAAGCUCCAGUGGUACUAUUUGCUUCCAUGCCCCUGUAUGUUUCCGAAAGUUUUCUUCUUUCGCACCCAUCACCAUCUUCCUACGUCCCAAACAUCUUAACCGACUUUACGGGACGGAUGACCUUUUACCAACGACUUCAAAACAGCUUCCUGGACGCGUUCAUGAUUCUGUACUACCACUGGUUCAUGUUACCUCAACACCAAGCGCUUGUUGAUGCCUACGUACCCGGAAAGCCCGAUUUGUACCAAAUUUUGAACAACGAGAGUUUAGUACUGCUUAAUUCGCACGUUAGUACGAACGAAGCGGUACCAGUGGUACCCAACGCUGUAGAAAUAGGGGGUUUUCAUAUCGAAGAACCCAAACCGCUACCCAAAGACUUGCAGAAGUUCCUCGACGACUCUAAGAACGGAGUCGUGCUUUUUUCAAUGGGCUCGAUUGUGCGAAGCGCGCAUUUCCCGAAGGAUAAGAGGAAAAUACUGAUUGAUGUUUUCUCAAAGCUGAAAAUGAAUGUGUUGUGGAAAUUCGAACAAGAGCUACCGGAUUUGCCGCCCAAUGUCAAGAUUAUGGAGUGGAUACCGAUUUCGGAUGUUUUAGCCCAUCCCAAUGUAAAAGUUUUUAUUACUCACGGUGGUUUGCUGAGUACCAUGGAAGGUGUGUACCACGCGGUACCAUUGGUUGGAAUCCCCAUUUUCGCCGACCAGAAAAUGAACAUGGCUUUGGCUGCGUCGUACGAAUACGCUGUUGAAGUUUCGUACCAGGAAUUAACAGAAGAAAAAUUGUCGCAAGCGGUGGAUGAAGUUUUAAAGAAUCCGAAAUACAAAGAAAAUAUACAAAGACGUUCAAAAAUAUUACGGGACAGACCUCUUAAACCCAUUGAUAGUGCUCUUUAUUGGAUUGAGUAUGUGAUUCGUCACCAGGGAGCCCCACAUCUUAGGUAUCCUGGAGCGGAUCUGAACUGGCUUCAGAGGAAUUUGAUUGAUGUAGCGGCUUUAGUUGCUGUCGUGGUACUAGUGCCAGUAUUAGCACUAGUUGUUGUUUUGAAGCGACUUACGAAAAACAAAAUCAAGCAUAAAAAAGAAUAACAGAAAUUGUAAAUAAGGCUGUUUGUAAUUUGUUGUGAUAUUAAAGUUUUAUGAUAGUG
This is a messenger RNA of Zophobas morio, 1701 nucleotides long. Its product is annotated as UDP-glycosyltransferase UGT5-like. Gene Ontology annotation, molecular function: UDP-glycosyltransferase activity. The transcript has 3 exons. Bases 113 to 1642 code for a protein of 509 amino acids. NCBI's taxonomy places the organism in Eukaryota, Metazoa, Arthropoda, Insecta, Coleoptera, Tenebrionidae. The record is from RefSeq and is a predicted model, not a curated record.